AUGUCCUCCCCUCACACCGGCGGCACUCUCUCCGAAAUGGCCCCCUCAGGCACCACCAUUCCCAACAACGCUGGCAUCCAAAACACAAUCCCCUCCGUCCCGCGCCCCGACCAACGCUCCGAAAACCCGCAAUUCGACAACGCAGGCCUCGCUGAGCCAACCUCCGCCUUCGCAGCUGACAACGCCACCGAUCUGCCCCGCAGCACUAGAGACGUGGGCACUACGGGCGAGGUGGUCACAGGCACGGGGAAUAGUAUUGGGGCGGGGGUAGAGAGGAAGAGGACGCAGGGAGCGAAUGAUCCGGGGGCGAGGGGGGAUGUGAGAAAUUUGAAGCAUGGGAAUUUGAAUCGCAGUGCGUUUGAAAGGUUUGCGAAGGAGGAUGAGGAUUCGUGGGAGAAGGUUGGGGAGCAUUUUGGAAGGAACGCAGGGGAUUGA
Molecule: messenger RNA, 435 nt
Organism: Aspergillus chevalieri
Lineage: Eukaryota; Fungi; Ascomycota; Eurotiomycetes; Eurotiales; Aspergillaceae
Exons: 1
Coding region: 1-435 (144 amino acids)
Source: RefSeq, a predicted model, not a curated record